Molecule: messenger RNA, 2079 nt
Organism: Lodderomyces orthopsilosis Co 90-125
Lineage: Eukaryota; Fungi; Ascomycota; Pichiomycetes; Serinales; Debaryomycetaceae
Product: metallophosphoesterase family protein
Exons: 1
Coding region: 1-2079 (692 amino acids)
Cellular component (GO): cytoplasm
Molecular function (GO): phosphoprotein phosphatase activity
Source: RefSeq, a predicted model, not a curated record
AUGCUACCUCGAAGGGUUUGCAGGUUGGCCCUGUAUGCCACGUUUCUACUAUACACAGCAGCGGCUUUACUACUUUUAGCCAACAAACACCAAAUUGUUGAUCUUAAUAAAUAUGUGCCAUAUGAUUUGUUUGCUAGUACGGCACCAUCAUUUUUUCAGCCACCUUCAGAUCUGUUUCUUCUAGAUAUAUCCAUCAGUAGUUGUCACUUUUACAACUAUAAAAACCCCAAUUGUGGGAAACCAAGUCGUGACGAGGGAAAGUAUGGUGACUUAACCGAGUACGAAGGAGGUUGGGUCAGAUUAAAGAAGGAUUUAUGUCUCGGAAAGUCAUGGGUUAAGAAAGAGAUAUUUUCGGUAAAGAAGAUCAAUCACGCGAAUUACCAAAAGCUAUUAAGCAAGUCACAGUUAGCAGAUGAAGUGAUUGUUGAUAUCGCGGUCCUGGAUCCUGAAAACGACUCAAAGGUCAAAGGGAAUGCAAAACUCAAGUUACCAAAAUAUGUAAUUGAAGAUUAUCAUAAGCAAAAAACAUAUGAUGGAGCAACGCAGGAAAGUUUGGUUGAGCAGAAUAAAGAUGAGAUACUUGAUGGGUCUACGCCCGACACUUCAAAAGCUAGCCACAAGAUUCAAGAAAUGAAUGCAAAUGUCAAGUCAGAGAAAGCGGAGGACAAUAAAAACAAAGAAGACUCUUCAAAUAAUGGAGAUGAUGAUGAAAAGCACAACAAAAGAGGAAAGGUUUCAAGCAAGGACGAUUUGACUCGAGUUUACUACAUACCAACUAAAGAGGAAUUAACAAAGAGUGGAUGGCAAUACAAAUCGCAUGGUAUUUGGGUGAAAUAUGGUCCUCAUAAUAGCAAAGACGUGGUAACUGCUUUCGAUAUUUUGUUUGGACUCGAUGCAGUUGAUCCUAGACCGAACUGGAAUUUAGUGAAACUGCCAAUUAAAGAUGUAUGCAGUUUAGUCGGAAUACCACCUUUCGUAACCUAUCGUCGUGGACCCAAGCUCGAUUACAAGAAGAAAUUUGAAACACCUUUGGUUAUGAAUGAUAAUGAUGAGUUCAAGAUACUUCAGGUUGCCGAUUUACACUUUUCCACCGGUUACGGGAAAUGUCUCAAUCCGGAACCUGCAUCAUCUGCAUCCGGGUGUCAAGCGGAUCCUCGAACAUUAAAAUUUGUAAACAAGGUCCUUGAUAUCGAAAAACCUGACUUUGUUGUUUUGACUGGUGACCAAGUCUUUGGCUCAACUGCCCCCGAUUCGGAAACAGCCGCUUUCAAAGCCUUGAGCCCAUUUAUUGAACGCAAGAUCCCAUUUGCUCUAGUAUUGGGAAAUCACGAUGCCGAAGGAUCUUUAGGUGCCAAAGAGUUGAUGGGAUUGUAUUCAGAUCUUCCUUAUAGUGUUGCUGCUAUGGGUCCUGACUCAAUUGAUGGAUAUGGAAACUAUAUGGCUACAGUAAAAGGAAAGACAAAAUCAUCUGUUGCUUUAUCGUUUUACUUUGUCGAUUCUCACGCUUACAGCAAGAAUAAGAAAGUAUACCCUGGUUAUGAUUGGAUUAAAGAUAAUCAGCUCAUCUAUAUGAAAGAAGAAGCAGAAUCAAUCAAAGAUGGAGUUGCUGAAUUUGAAAAAGAAAAGUUUACAGAAAAUGGUGAAUCAAAAAACAAGAUACAUUUAUCAAUGGCAUUUCUCCAUAUCCCAUUACCUGAAUUCAAAAAUCUUAAGCAACCAUUAAUUGGUGAACAUAGGGAAGGCGUCACUGCUCCGAUGUAUAAUUCUGGCGCGCGUGACGCAUUCCACGACAUUGGUGUGAAAGCAAUAAGUAUUGGACAUGACCAUUGUAAUGAUUAUUGCCUAUUGGAUGAGCAACAAUCUCCAGCAGAUGAUAACAAAAUGUGGUUGUGUUAUGGAGGUGGAGUCGGAUUAGGUGGAUACGGCGGAUAUGGUGGGUACAUAAGAAGAAUGAGGACAUUUGUGUUGAAUACAGCAAAAGGUGAAAUUAAAUCGUGGAAGAGAGCUGAAAAUGAACCAGAAAAGAAGAUCGAUGAGCAGGUGUUAGUUUCUGGAGGAAAUGUAGUCAAUUGGAAAUAA